AUCAUACAAUUUAAACUAUUUUGUUGUUUAUCAGUGGGUUUCGAGUUUUGUUCUUGUUUGAUUGUUUUGAAGAGUUCUGACUAUGGUGGAAUUUUUUCUUUCAAUAAAAUAAGUGAUGGGUCAAACUGAGUUUUCCUUGAAUGGGGCAUUUGGGUGUUCUAGUCAAGAACCCAGAUGAAACUCUUUACAAGAACUGCAUGGCAAUUUGCUUAGUAGCCAGGCAUUGAGGUGCUCUUUGUAAAACAUGGCCAAGAAUUGAGGCAAAUGCAUGUAUUCUAGAUUGUGGGUCUUUUAGUUGAGAGGGUCAGCAAGAAAAGAAAAUUUCUUUUGCGAAAUAUUUUAUGUGAGCAGGUGUUUGGGCUCUCAAAUCAUUUGAGUCAAGUGUGCUUUUCAGUAAUCUUUUCUGGCAAUGGAUUUUACCAGAAGAAUCCUUUUGGCUAUUUCAAAGCAGCCAGUAGUAGCCACUAACCAGUAAGAAACUGGAAGUUGUACUACAUUGGAAGGUUUGGCUUGAUGGCUUCGUCAGUGAUAAAAUCUGGAGCAUUGGUUUCACUGGAGGACUUGCAUCCGUCGUCACCGCACUUCAAGCAAGGGACUUCACUUAGAGUAACUGGAAAGCUACAAGAGUAUUCUGCAGAGACAGCUAUUGCCAUGAUUGUUGAUGGAAGUGCCCAAUUAAAGAUUAACACCGAGCAUCUAAGGAACCUGAGUUUGAGACUUGGCUCCUUCUACCAGUUUAUUGGGGAACUACUUAUUCAACCUGAUGAUAAUGAGGCAAUCUUACAGGCACGUGUUGGAAGGAAUGUCGAUGGCAUUAAUCUUGAUCUCUAUCAUCAGUCUUUGCAGCUGCUAAGACAAUUUCAGGCUGAUCAUCAGAAGAACCCAACAACUUGAUAAAGUUCUAGUUUCGAAAGGCUCACAUUGACAUUUUUUUUUCUCUGAUUAAGGUAUCAUAGUAACUUAAAUCAUAUUUGAAAUGCCGGUCGACUGAUAAUUUUUAUUAUUGUUUGACUAUUUUUUUGUGACUAAUUAUUGUAAAUAUGGUCUUGAUUGUGCUAGUCUUGACUGUUAUAAUACCUGGCUUGAAAUUAAUGCUCUCAUAGGAUAGAGUAAUUUUCCCAUGGUCAAUGUCACAUGUUAAUUGUAAAAACAAAAUGAUGCUACUCUUUAAAUGAAAUAGGCUAUUAGCAAGGUAGUCCUAGCAUUGUGGUA
Messenger RNA from Humulus lupulus (European hop), 1212 nucleotides. Its product is annotated as CST complex subunit TEN1. Bases 514 to 894 code for a protein of 126 amino acids. Gene Ontology annotation, molecular function: telomerase inhibitor activity; single-stranded DNA binding; telomeric repeat DNA binding. The transcript is spliced from 4 exons. NCBI's taxonomy places the organism in Eukaryota, Viridiplantae, Streptophyta, Magnoliopsida, Rosales, Cannabaceae. Gene Ontology annotation, biological process: negative regulation of telomere maintenance via telomerase. The record is from RefSeq and is a predicted model, not a curated record. Gene Ontology annotation, cellular component: CST complex.